Chinchilla lanigera (long-tailed chinchilla) is the source of this 2815-nucleotide messenger RNA. It is a transcript of the gene Bcas4, whose product is annotated as breast carcinoma amplified sequence 4. NCBI's taxonomy places the organism in Eukaryota, Metazoa, Chordata, Mammalia, Rodentia, Chinchillidae. Gene Ontology annotation, cellular component: BLOC-1 complex. The record is from RefSeq and is a predicted model, not a curated record.
GCCCUCCCGAUGCAGCUCGUGGAUGAAGACCGGCCUGAGCCCGUGCCCAGCGGGGCGCGCGAGCUCGCGCUCUUCCUGACCCCUGAGCCCGGGGCGGAGGCAAGGGAGGUGGAGGCAGCCAUCGAGGGGAUGCUCCUCCUGCUGGAAGAGUUUUGCAGCCUGACGGACAUGAUCAGGAGCGACACUUCACGGAUCUUGGAGGAGAACAUCCCGCUCCUUAAGGCCAAAGUGACAGAAGUGCGAGGCAUCUAUGCCAGAGUGGACCGGCUUGAGGCCUUCGUCAAGAUGGUCGGACACCACGCUGCCUUCCUGGAAGCACGCGUGCUGCAGGCCGAGCGCGACCGCGGGGCCUUCCCUCAGGCCCUGCGCAGGUGGCUGGGCUCCGCACUGCUCUCAUCCUUCAGGAACAAACCGUCGGCACCGGCGCCCGAGGCAUUCGAGCUGCCCACGCUGUACCGGACCGAGGACUAUUUUCCCGCAGACGCCCCAGAGGCGCGGCGUCACAGCCCCUGCCCGCAUCGGCCUCUGUGAGCUUUGUCACCCUCCUGCUGGGACGUUGGCACUGAAGCUGGGUACACAGAGUUGCUUCCCCUCUGACAGUGAUUUGCUUUGCAUUUCCUCGCCUUGGAGUCCAGAGCAGCUGCGGGGACCCUCCUGUGGCUGCGCUUGGGGGUCAGAGGGACAGCACCUCCCGGUCACGGUAACGUCUGCCCCAUCGAUCGGCCUGCUGCUCUAGGGGCUGAGCUCCGGGGCCGCCGGGCUGGCAGCGGGGAUCCCUUCUCCGGAUGAAGGAAGGCGGUGUGGGAUGACGCGGCUGCUGCACCGCCAGGCCCAGGGCUGUGGUGUCCGUCACUGCACCGCCUGUACACCCCGGGCCCUGCCGCCUGGAUUGUCCCAAUAAAUGUGUCACAACUCACUUGUGGUCGGGUGUGAGAACAGCUGGGGAUGACAGCUUCUUUCUGGCCUGUGUUCCGUCUCUUGAAGGCCCCCUGUGCCCCGCAGUGCCCCGCUCACUGCAGGCUGUGCCUUCUGCCCCCAGUGGGAAGCAGAGGCCAGAGCACUGUCUCCAAAGUAUGCUCACUUCUGUCCUCUGCAGUUGUCCCAACCCUGCAGAUUGCUCACGGUAGCUUUGACCUGGCAUGGAGAUUUCUGGGACUCCUUGCAGGACCAAGAAAAUACACGCACACACACAUGCACACAAGUAAACUAGAGGAUUAGGAUUUCUAGGAAGGCUAAUGAAUCUGUCAAGAUAAAGGUAGAAGAGCAAGGAGUAAGUCGGGUUGUACCAAUUUGGGGAACAUUUUUGGGGCUGAACAUGUAGCUGUUGAAAAGCGUUUGCUCAGCAAGCAGGAGACCCUGAAUUCAAUCCCCAGUGCUGCAAGAAAACCAAACACAAAAGCAAUAAAGGUACUAAGGAGGCUAGAGCAGGAGAAUUACAAGAUUUCAAGUUUGGGACCAGCCUCAGCAAUGUAACUUGUACAUUUAACUCCUUAAUCCGUUUAGAAUUCUGGAUCUGUGAGCUCAAAAUUUUUAAAAAACAGCUGGGAUGGAGCUCAGUGUGAAGGCCCUGGGUUCAGUCCCAAGUACUAGAAAGGGGGCGCCUCUAGAUUUUCGCAAACAAAACCACAGCAUCAGCACGCAGAAGCCCCUCCCUGUCCACAUCUCCGCCUGGAACCCAGACAUCCGACAGGAGGGGCCCCGGCCCCGGGUGAGCAGAGGGUGUGAGUGUGUGUGCACAGCACGUGUCCCUUUGUGUCCGGCUCGUGGGCUGGACCGCGUGCCUGCGUCCCUGUCGCUGUGUAGCUGCAGACUGUUAAUUCUCCUGGCUGUGCGGUAUUGAUUGGGGCUGCUUUUAAUGAAGGAAACCUCCACGUUCACCAUGCCCUGUCUGCUCACGGGGAGCACAGAGCGAGUAUCAAGUUCAUUUUUUAACCCAAGCCAUUGAGGGCACUAGUUUUCAGAAGGCCCCAUAUCUGUUGAUUGCAGGAGAACUGCAGGCUUGUUUCCCCUUUCAAGGCCUGAGCCAGGGGCCAGGCAGAGGUGGAAGGUAAUGUCAGUAAUUAAGCCAUAGCAACAAAAGUGUCCUACAUUAGAGACCUGCAGGGCUGUGGAUCUGAGGUUAACCGCUCGGGUGGCACCUUCAUCUCCUGCGUAGCUCAGCUGUGUGACCCUGACUUUGUUGCUUACCCUCUCUGAGCCCAGCCUCUUCCUCAGUAAGAUCCACGAGUGAUGGGCUGUGGUGACAUGAGAUAGAUGAGCUGUGCGCAUGCUUGGCCCAGCCCCAUCCAGAGGCACUCGGUAACGGUGUCUGUGUCGUGCUCACCGGGCUUGAUAGCGAAGGGCACUGUGCGCUGUUUCACAGUUGACCGGUGCUUUCAGGCAGGUGCCUGACUUGUUACUGGCGAGUGAGUGGCAUCCCUAGCUACCUACUUGGGCAGCCGCCCGCCCUGGGCCAAGGAUGACUGCAGCCGGGAGAAGGUGGCUUGCUUCUGUGGCUGUUGCUGGACAGGAGCACCCAUUGGAAGGGUUCUGAAAAUGUCCGCAAGAGCAAGGCUCUGGGACCAUCGGCCGCCCUCCUCACCACUUUCCCGGGGUGUGGUCUUCAUGCCAUCAAAGCCAGAAGUUUCGGCACAGCUGCCCCUGGUCACAGAAACGUGAGGUUCGUCCUGAUCAGUUUUACACUGAGACAAAUGUCUGUCUGGAGCAGAUAAAGCAGUGAUGACAGACCUUCUAGAGACCAAGUGCCCAAAUUGUAACCCAAAACUCACUUAUGCAUCGCAAAGUGCUACCACUGCAAUAAAGCUGAAUACUGAGA